CUAGGGUUUCGAUCUCGCCUCUCCAACCCUCCUCCGCCGCCGCAAAGCAGACAUGGGCGUGUACACCUUCGUGUGCCGGAGCUCCGGCGACGAGUGGACGGCCAAGCAGCUCAAGGGCGACCUCGAGGCCUCCGCCGCCACCCACUACGAGCUGCAGCGCCGCCUCGUCGCCGCCGCGUCCGCCGCCGACUCGGCCGCCGGGGUCCAGUCCUCCUUCGCCAUGGUCACCCCCAGCUCCGCCGUCUUCCAGGUGAUCAUUGGUGCUGUCGGUGGCGGUGCCGCGAUUGGUGGAGGUGCUUCUGCUGGCGCCGCUGCCGGUGGAGCUGCUGCCGAGGCCCCCAAGGCCGAGGAGAAGAAGGAAGAGGAGAAGGAAGAGAGUGAAGACGACCUUGGAUUCUCCCUCUUCGAUUAGAUGUUGCUUUGCUGUAUCCUUCAAAUUUGUCAUGGUGCUCUUGCAGUAGUUUUGUUGUUCUAUGCACAUGAACCAGAGGCUUAUUAUGAACCUGCCAAAACUUGUUAAGAAAUAUUGUGUUCUGGAAUGUCUGGCCUGGCUAUAUGUGUGUUACGAUGUGGUGUUUUAUUUCA
This is a messenger RNA of Oryza brachyantha (malo sina), 585 nucleotides long. RefSeq names its product 60S acidic ribosomal protein P3. Gene Ontology annotation, cellular component: ribosome. The coding region runs from base 53 to 412 and encodes 119 amino acids. The transcript is spliced from 2 exons. Lineage: Eukaryota; Viridiplantae; Streptophyta; Magnoliopsida; Poales; Poaceae. The record is from RefSeq and is a predicted model, not a curated record. Gene Ontology annotation, biological process: translational elongation. Gene Ontology annotation, molecular function: structural constituent of ribosome.